Rhincodon typus (whale shark) is the source of this 1586-nucleotide messenger RNA. Its product is annotated as T-cell surface antigen CD2-like. Lineage: Eukaryota; Metazoa; Chordata; Chondrichthyes; Orectolobiformes; Rhincodontidae. The transcript is spliced from 4 exons. The coding region runs from base 73 to 672 and encodes 199 amino acids. The record is from RefSeq and is a predicted model, not a curated record.
GAGAAUGUAGAGAAUAUUUACAGCGAAGCUGGGAGUACAGUACUCAUAAAUGUUUGCAAUCAAAGCUUCAAUAUGGAAAAUGACUUAAGGUGGUUAAAAGGGAGGUUACAAAUAGUUGCACGAUACCGAAAUGGUUCUAAAGUGUAUGGAAAAUUUAUGCAUAGAGUUGAAGUUUUUUCAAAUGGCACACUGAAAUUUAACAUCAUAACAAAAGACGAUGAAGGAGAUUACAAAUUUGAAGUACAUAAUAAGGAAGGAAAACUUCAAUGCAGUCAAGAUUUUAAAUUGCAUUUACUCGAGAAACUAUCAACACCGGUAUUGAAUAUUACUUGUAUCUCUGAGCGAGAUGUGUUCAUGUCAUGUGAGGUUCGUGGAGGGAUUCCAUUUAACUUCUAUUUGAAUGACCAAAAACUUACUGAAGACAAUGCUGUGUUUUCAUCUGAUGGAAAGAAGGCUACACUGAAGAAUUCUACCUCUUUAUUUGGCAAUAAAACAUUCUUCUGUAAAGUUGAAAACCCAAUUAGUAAAAUCCAGACUGCUCCAAGAGAACUUACCUGUACAGGUUCAGAAGAAGGUCAUCAUUAUGUGCAGGUUAUUAUUGUUCUGAUGGUGGUGCUUUUUCUGAUUAUUCUUGUGGGCGUGGCAUAUUUCUUUCUCCAGAGAUAUCUUUAACAACAUCUGCAAGACAAUGGAAGCUGGGAAUCAGUGAAGAAGUAAGCAUUAAAAUGCAAUGUGAGCGGUGCAACAAAGUGAACUCAGGAAAAAAAAAAUGAUUAAGCAACCGGCCUGCAGGAUAUUCAAGUAUUUGACUGUGGCCUUGCAGAGUUAAAUACAACUUAUUAUCCAUAAAUUUUUCUUCACAGUUGAACAGAACCAUAUGCUACAUCAAUUUGAGUCAUUGAACCUUUGUCUGUUUUGCAAAUUAGUUUUAUCAUUUUUUAAAAAAAACUCCUGUUUCCAGAGAUGUUCCACUCAAAGAUUUGAGAAACAAAUGAAAAUCUCUGCAUUCAGCAUUAAAUUAUUGUUGCAAAUUUUGCUUUGUGAAUGCCUAGCCACUGAACAUUUUCUCUGAGGACAUGACUCUCCUAAAUGUGACUGUGUCUCCUAAAUGUAGCCUGAUUUCCUUUUGUGCUCAUUUGUGUGCAUAUUUAACUCACUUUGAUUGCUUUUCUUUCCCACUUCUCUUGGUCACUUUUCUCUUGUUUCUUCCAUUUCUGAGAAGUAGUCAUGUUUUUUCUUACCUCUCCCCUCUUGGGUACUCUGCUGUUCUAUUCCUACUUUAACCCGUUGCUGCUUCCCUGUCUCUCCUGUUGUCAUUCCAGGCUUGGAUUUUGUUUGGAUAAAUCUAAGGCUACCCUUUGUGCAUCUCUUAGCAUUCUCAGAAGUGUGGUACUUAUCAUUGCACCCUUUUAAGUAGCAAUCCCAAAUUCUCCUCCCUACCCAAUUAGCUAACAUCAAUGUUUACACUUACCCAAACCACUCAUAAUCGCUUUUGAGUCUGUCAACAGAAGAACACUUAAUGUGCUUCUCUGCAUUUCUGUUUUGAAUAUGUAUUCAUUCAAACAAGGAUAAACCAUCCACAAAGA